Meloidogyne enterolobii is the source of this 286-nucleotide messenger RNA. NCBI's taxonomy places the organism in Eukaryota, Metazoa, Nematoda, Chromadorea, Rhabditida, Meloidogynidae. The record is from the annotation of a GenBank genome assembly.
UGGGCCUCAUGCCACAAUGGCAGCUUUUCUUCCUCCAUUCCGCACCUCACCUGGAUCUCCCUCCCCACCGCCAUGGCCAGUGGCGGGGGGAGGUGGGACGGUGCUACCAGUAAAGCUUGUGCUGGGCCAGGAUGGUAUUGGGAUGUUGGGCGGGUUGCGUGCGAUGUUAAGGGUCCCGAGAGGCGAUGCCGAUGAGUAUAUUGCGGAGCGGAGGGUAGGCCUUUCUAUGCGCUUGUAUAAUGCUGGUCGGUUACGAGACCGACUUGCCCGGGAUAAUAUGCGCUGA